Molecule: messenger RNA, 1998 nt
Organism: Lathyrus sativus (Indian pea)
Lineage: Eukaryota; Viridiplantae; Streptophyta; Magnoliopsida; Fabales; Fabaceae
Source: the annotation of a GenBank genome assembly
AUGGAAGCUACUUCAGUAACAGAACUGUUGAAGGGCUUUUGUGAUACUAUGCCAUGGCAGUAUGCUGUCUUUUGGAAGCUUAACCAUCUUUCUCCGAUGACAUUGAACUGGGAAAGUGGUUACCAGAAAAGUAAUGAGCCUUUGGGGAGUAUGUGGGGGGACAUCAAUUUCGAAUCCACCGAUGAUGUAUAUUCUUCAAGGACUGAAGGAACUGAUGAUGUAGGUGAUUAUUCAGUUCGACUUCUCAUGAUCGAAAUGUCUCAUCGUAAAUACAGUUUGGGAGAAGGGGUCGUUGGUAAAUUAGCUCUUGCCAAGGAACAUUGUUGGGUUUCCAGCGAGGAUAUUUUCACCGGUAAAUUUGACACUAGUUUGCUUCCUGAGUGUCCCGAUGAGUGGCUUCUUCAGUUUGCAUCUGGUAUCAAGACUAUUGUGCUGGUUCCAGUUCUUCCACAAGGGGUUUUGCAGUUCGGUUCAUUUAAAGUGGUUGCUGAAGACCGAGAAUUUGUUACAAAUAUCAAAGAAAAAUUUCAUUUCAUUCAUUCUAUGGAAGCUAAUACCACAUCUUUGAACUAUGAAAUUGAUUCUCAAGAUUGGUCAUUCUCAGAUCUAUCAAAGUAUUUGAUGGAUAGCAUCAAUGAAUCUUCGGCAGCCAGUACUUCUCUCAAUAUGAACGAAUCAGCCAGAUUUCCUCAGGAUGAGUAUUUGUUCUCUAGAGAAACUCAGCUAAAAUCUCUCAAAAGAGCGAAUGAAACACAGAUGUUUUCCUCAUCAUUCGAGACGUCAACCGAUCCAACACAUAUUGGUUAUGUGGACACAAAGCCAAAUCAUCUGGUAGAAGAGAUAUGGCCCUGGUCUCACUUUAUCGGCAAUGAAGAAAAGUUCGGGGAGACAUCGUAUGGGUUAAGUUCUUAUUCUGAUAGUAAUUUGACUGGUCAUGUUAAUGUUAAGAAUUUCAAAGACUUAUCUUCUGUCCCCUCAGUGUCUGCAUUCGACAAAGCAAUUGGAACUGUUGCAUAUCGAAAUAUCUUGGACAAGGAUACAUUCAGUAGCUCAACAUUAAUAUCCAAUAAAAAGGAGCAUGAUCAUAUCACGAGUUUUGAGCUUCCUGAAGGACUCGAACCAGAAUAUCUUUUGGAUAUUGUUGUUGGCGAUUUAUACAGUGCCUCUGACGAUACCUCGUGUAGAUCCAACAGUUUUAGGUCUCAUAUAACAAUGCCGUCAGAGUUUACAGGCUCCAUUCAGCCAAAAAUCGUAUCUGAAGAAAGCACUGUGUUUGUGAAAAAUUCAGAUGUUGGAAGUGGUCUUAUGCCUGCGGUUACAACCAAUGCAAAAGACGUAUUUAUGCCGUCUUUCAAUGGAAAUUCAAGUUUAUUGGUUGAUGAGGCACCACUGGAACAGGUUAAUAAUCACGUGGUGCCUAUUAGUCGACCAAAGCUCUCUAGUGUGAGCAAGAAAAGAGCAAAAGUAGGCAACAAGAAAAAUUCAAGGCCAAGAGAUAGACAAUUGAUCAUGGACAGGAUGAAGGAGUUGAGGGAACUCAUCCCAGAUGGUGGAAGGUGUAGCAUUGACAACCUUUUGGAACGAACCGUAAAGCACAUGAUGUACUUAAGAAUGGUAACUAGCCACGCCGAGAAACUGAAACGAUUUGCUGAUCAUGAGGUACCUAAAAGGAAAAGGCAGAAAACAAAUGGCAGCCAUCCAGGAAGAAGCUGUGCAUUUGACUUAGAAAGUGAACAAUCAUGGCCCAUAGUCAUAGAAGAUCUGGAAUCCUCAGGGCACAUGCUCAUAGAGAUGGUAUGCAAUGAUCAUGGACUUUUCUUGGAGAUUGCUCAGGUGAUCCGAAGACUGGACAUUACCAUCUUGAAAGGGAUUUUAGAAAACCGUUCGAGCACAAGCUGGGCUUGUUUCAUCGUCGAGGUUCCAAGAGGUUUUCACAGGAUGGAUAUUUUAUGUCCUUUGCUUCAUCUUUUGCAGCUUAGGAGAAACUGUGUCUCAUGA